This is a messenger RNA of Hyalella azteca, 2966 nucleotides long. RefSeq lists its product as uncharacterized. Gene Ontology annotation, biological process: pattern specification process. The record is from RefSeq and is a predicted model, not a curated record. Gene Ontology annotation, cellular component: nucleus. The coding region runs from base 234 to 2966 and encodes 910 amino acids. The transcript has 10 exons. Gene Ontology annotation, molecular function: chromatin binding. Lineage: Eukaryota; Metazoa; Arthropoda; Malacostraca; Amphipoda; Hyalellidae.
GAAUUUGGGGAGAGGUCAUAAAAUGGCUGAAAUUGGCCAUAUUCACAGGUGUUUUUUGUACAAUCCACAUGUGGCUUCUGCCCAAUUUUCCAUUUAGUAGUGGACCCCUUUGCCUUGGUUUUACAUUUGUCAUAAAUAUUUAUUUUGCUUCUAAGUUUCAUUGAUGUAAAAAUAUGUUGAAUAAACUUCUUUGUCAUAUUGCAACUGGCAGCAAAUGUGCUCUUUAUUAAAUAAUGGGACCCAAAGGAGCCACAACUAGCAGUGGUGCUGCUAAGAAGAAUGCAGAUUCAAGUUGUAAACCAUCAGUUGCCCAUACCAGAUUGAAAUCAAGCCUCUCUAAAGCUAUAGAGGCAGUUGGUGCCCCUGAGCAAGCAGCUACUGAGAAGGUGGAAGAUGAAAUUGAUGAAGAGGAGGCAAAUGAAGCUAAUGAAGCACAGGGAAAAAGUUGCAAUGUUGAGGAUGAAGGAGCAGAGGAAAAUGAUGUAGAUGAAGCAGUUGAUGAACGCGAGGCUGAUGAUGGUGGUGAGGAGAAUGAUGGUGAUGAUGAUGAAGAAGAAGAGGAUGACAGAGAAGCUGACCAACCCAAGAAAAGGAGACGGCAAUGGGAGCUUUGGUCAUCUGAAGAUAAAGAUAUCUUUUUUGAAGCCAUCAAUGAAUGUGGCAAGAAUUUUGAAUCCAUUCAGGCUUACUUCAAAACAAAAAUUCAGAAGAAAGGCCUUCCCUCUGCUCAAGCCAAGAAUAAAGACCAAGUUAGAUUCUUCUACUAUCGGACGUGGCAUAAAAUUUCUAAAUAUAUUAGUUUUGCUGGCAUUGCUAAGAAGUCCACUCAGGAGAUAUAUGGUCUUGUGAACUAUGGAGAGUUCCGGCGUCGGGUUGGAGGCACACUUGACUACAAAAGGGGACUUCAGUUACAAGAACUUGUGCUGCAAGGAAGUACAAGUGUGCGUGUAAAAGGGCGAGCCAUAAGGAUACGUACACCACAAUGCAGAGCCCUGAAAAAAUUCAACCAACCCCAAGACAAGAGUCGUGCCAGUGAGCCGCUGCCCCGCAGAAUAUCUGUGAUGUUGUCCUCGGGCAGCAUGGCCGCCUGGACGCACGUGCACAGCCUGGCACACAACCCUCGUGUGAAGACAACGCUCUCCCCCAACAGACCUCUCAGGGACCUGCUCAUGUUCCUCCAACUCAAAUGGAGACUCAAGAAUCUCAAAACGUGCGCAUCACUUCUGAUGAAGAGCAACCAAAGCGUGUCUGUGCCUGAGAUCCAAGAACCUCUUCUCAGAAUCCGGCCCUCACCUCAAUGCAGCGUGACUCUUUCUCGGGUCACUCAGGUUACUGCAGAUCAGCAUCCCUGUGCAUCUCUUUUAAGCCAUGAGUCAUGGCUGAAGGAAUCCGGAGCCCAAAAAACAACCAAAGCCAAAACAAAUCGUAAGAGUAGCAAUCCUACUCAAAAACCUUUCCCUAAGAAGCCUGAAGAAGAGACAAUCUCUAAGAAGGCUGAAGGAACUGGUGAAUUUCAAGCAUCUGUAUCAGUUGUGGAUGAGGUUUGGGAGGCUUCUCAGGAGGAGACAGAUUUCAGCGAUGCUGAGGAACUUGGUAUUCAGAACAGGAAUAAAACAAACUCCACAAAUUUGUGCGCCGAUUCACAAACUUCUGAUGAAGAUCACGAAGCAGUGACAACUACAUCGACUGUACCUCCUUUGAGCCGCUCUCGGAAUCAAAGUAAUAAGAAUAGGAAUAAAACUAAUUUGUCUGUGAAGUCUAGCGGCCUUUCCACCAGCUCGUUAGACCCAACAGCUAACUGUGAUAAUUCUUUGCCAAAGAAACGUAAUUUAUUAAACCAUCCGACCGUUGGUGGAAGCCUUGCCACUGCCCCGGGCUGUGAAGCUGUUAGUGUUGUUCGUAAGUCUAGGAAGGGCCGAGCUCUGAAGAUUAAGUUUGCUACUAAUACAUGUGACGACUCGCACGAUGAGGCUUUGAAUGAAGACUAUGAUGAACACGAUACCGAGUGCGACGAGGAAGAGGUAGAGGAUGAAGAAGACAACGAAGAAAAAGAACGCGAUAAUUCAAAAGUUAAAAAUGAAGUUUCUGAACCCAAAGAGGCCAAACCACCCGACAAAGCAGCGCCGGAGCCUGCACAGCUCGCAGUCGAGCCGUUGUGUGCCCGCGUCGCUGCCAUCAGGGCCGGAUGGACGCUCGCCAGCGUGGGGCGUCUCACCAUCGGAGAACUCUUCGUCAUGUUGGGAAGAAUGAAUCCAUUGCUGCUUGAGUACGAAUUCGAGAGCGUAAAGAAAGAGCCUGGCAGUGAAAGUUCACAAUCCACCAGCCCUGUCACAACUUUAGCGAGAGAUACUGCCGUGCCUGAGUCUUCUGACGAGUCAAAAUUUAAAAUCGACGUCAAGUAUAGCCCUUCUCCUGGAGCAGUGAACGCUAAUGGAAAUGCUUGUUUCUCUUCCAUUACAAGGGAUACAGCCACUGUCAAACCUUUGGUUACAGCCGCUGCCAAACCUACUUCAGAGCUAUCGGGAAUGCUGAGCCAGCUUCUAGACAUGUCUUCUCAACUCUUCCACAAGAAUUCCUUGUUGGAAGGGAACAAAAUGUGUCCAUGUCGCCUGAGUAAAGGUUUCAAAAGCCCUUUGGGUGGAGCAGCUUCAAGGAGCCCCAGAGUUCCGGCGUUACCUGCUGCAAGAUCUCCUGAUGUUGGCGGCUCGAAUUUCGCGGUUCCUGCUGAUAGAUCAAGACCUGCUUCUGCUAAACGCCUCAUUGCUCCAGAUGAUGUGGAUGCUGCGGCAACUGGGAGCAACAAACGCCACUGCGUGCGUACAGGAGAGAGUGUGAACGUGAUGGUGAGCGUCACCGCUGGAGACUUCAGAAUGGAAGUCCCUGCCUCAGCGACCAGAUCCACUGCUGUGCUCUCGGACCAGGCCAAACUUGAAGCUGAAAUUUCCAUAAAACUCAACAUCACUUGA